Messenger RNA from Wickerhamiella sorbophila, 1830 nucleotides. Its product is annotated as DNA repair protein RAD9. Gene Ontology annotation, biological process: positive regulation of transcription by RNA polymerase II; DNA damage checkpoint signaling. The coding region runs from base 1 to 1830 and encodes 609 amino acids. The transcript has a single exon. Gene Ontology annotation, cellular component: nucleus. Lineage: Eukaryota; Fungi; Ascomycota; Dipodascomycetes; Dipodascales; Trichomonascaceae. The record is from RefSeq and is a predicted model, not a curated record. Gene Ontology annotation, molecular function: histone binding.
AUGGAUGAUGACGGUAGCGAAAAGUCGUACACAGUGGCAACUGUGCCGGAUGCGGUGGAUGGAGACGCUACACAAGCCGAUCCACGGGUGGGCAAUAGUAGUGAUACGUUUUUCAGCGACAUUGAGAUAAACUCCGAUGACGAGGACCAGACGCACCCGCUUUUGAAUGGCCACCAAUUGGACUUAUCGGGUGACAACUCGUUACUUUUAAACGUCCUGCCUCCUGAGACGCCCGCAAGGUUCACCCAAACCCAGUCCGCUCAGGACCUAAGUACUCAAGCCAAGACUCUUCUCGAGCGACAUAAACAGGUGCUGAUAGCUGAUACAUCUUCGUGGUCCGAUCAUGCUUAUGACGACGUACAAGUCCUGGGGACUCCAAUUGAGCGCACGUAUGCUAAUACAGGGCACCCAGCAAGUGUUGCUAGGCGUCUUGUACCCAUCGAUAGUGAUGGGGAAGACACCGGGUUCAUUGAAGAAACACCAUUCAAGUCGCCUCCUUUGAAGCUUCGCAAAGUUGCCCUUGAGCCGACGGCUACAGGUACGCCAUUGCGGGCUGCAAAGCCUCAGAAUACGAUUCCAGCAACCCCGCCCCUGAAUCAAUGCAUGCUGUUUUACUGGCCCGGUGACGGCUGGUACCCUGCGAUCCCGGAUCAAGCAGAGUACUUGCAAAAGAAAAACGACGCCAAGGCCAAAAUUGUUGUUGAGUUCGGUACGGAAGAAGAGGGUCUUGUAAAGGCAUCUUCUGCUGUGCCAGUUGACUUUCAAGUUGGCGAUAUUGUCAACUAUGAAAAGAUCCAGUAUAAAAUCAUCCAACUCAUUGAGUCUGGUGACACCACAAAAUUCGUUACAUCAAUGGGCUACGAUACUCUCAAGCUCGAACCUUUGCGGAUCUCAAGACGCAUGCAACUUGUUCCCAUUACCGUUCUGGUAAAGGACGUUUUUCUGAGAAACGCCGAGUUUGAUGAAUGGAACUCCCGUCGACUCAGUCGAGAGUCAUCUCAAAGGAUAGUCUACCCCUCGAUGCAUUCAGUGCAUCGACCAAAGCUUUCUAGUUUCGGCCCUUCUUCAAGCGGCGAAGCCCCCACGCCCACUUCACAAAUUUUCAGCCAUUGCAUGUUUUCGAUCACUAUGGCAAGCCACCAAGACGCGACAUCUGUCACAAAUAGCAUAAGAGACAACUCUGGCGAGGUGGUUGAGGAUUUUAGUGAUAUUCUUGACGUUGAUGCCAGUGGCCGCGUCUCGUGGAACGCCGACCCGGCGUACACUUUUGGUGCUGUAAUCGCUGCCCGUCCUCUCCGAUCUCCCAAGUAUUUAGGAGGUCUGGCUAUGGGCUGGCCCUGUCUCUCGUUUCAAUUCAUUGCCGACUGCGUUGCUGCUGGACGGCUGCUAGAAAACUGGAAAGACUAUCUUCUGGCUGCCGGCGACUCUCUCGCAUUCAAGGCCUCCAUCAGUCUUGAUAUGACAGAUUUUUACAGAAACUGGGCGACAGGAUACACAUUAAAAACUCAAUUCGAGCAGCGACCUCUAGCUAUGGGAGGCCUUGUUCCCGAUCUGUACCUUGUUCGGGAUCAAAAGGACAAGAACGUGCAGUUACUGCUUCGACUCGCGACAGCAAAACCCCCUAAAAUCGUGGACAGUCUAGAUGAGAUCACAGCCACCGGGGUUGUUGUCGUUCUAGCGAAAUCACCUUCUGAUCUGCCGUCGGAUCUGCCUUCGAUCUCGUCCACCCUGAUGGUCGGCCGCCUACACCGGCAACUAAUUCUGCCCGAAACAGCAGUAUACAACCGUGACUGGUUGAUCCAAUGUAUCAUAAACCGUCGGUUAGUCUAA